Messenger RNA from Oncorhynchus masou masou (cherry salmon), 5018 nucleotides. RefSeq names its product malignant fibrous histiocytoma-amplified sequence 1 homolog. Bases 433 to 3489 code for a protein of 1018 amino acids. Gene Ontology annotation, molecular function: protein binding. The record is from RefSeq and is a predicted model, not a curated record. Lineage: Eukaryota; Metazoa; Chordata; Actinopteri; Salmoniformes; Salmonidae. The transcript has 3 exons.
GCUGCUGUUUCACUCCCCCUUGAGCAGUAAGGACUAGUUUGCGAGAGAUAACAGGCAGAGAGAUGAGCGAGGCACAGGGAUGAGACAUUAGUCGCUGUUUGAGUUCAUGCCAUUUUUUUGAUAAUAGGACGCGAUUGGAUGCCACGAUACUAGAGAAUGUGCUGGCGAGGCCAGCCCAACCGCCUGUGUUCUAAAAUGGAUUUGAAAUUGCGGUAGGUUUCCCUGUUCAUUGUGCGGUCCGCGGCCGUAGAUAAAGAUGCGUGAAGCACUGCUGGCCAAGUCCAGUAUUGAUUCGAUUGAAAAGCAUGAUGUUUUCUUGUUCUGGCUCGAAAUGGAAUUACUGUCGUUUUCUCUGUUGUUUGGAUUGUUCAUGAUAAGAACACUAAUCGAUGACACAAGGGCACCUAGACCACCAUAUUGCCAGGAGAAUUGAUGAUUCCUCCCAAUGAAAACAAGGUGUCGGUCUGCAAAACCAUGGGGGACAAGGAUAACAAUCUCAAAACGGCUAAAUUGUGGAGAGAUGCUGCUCUCCGCUCUAGGAAGCUGCGAAGCAACCAGCGACAGCUCACCCUCUGCUCCCAAAACAGGGAGAAGAUCAUUCUACCUGAAAAUAUAAGCGAUAUAGAGGUACUCAAUCUGGGCAAUAACUCGCUGCACGAGCUACCAGAAGGAUUGGGGGCAACCCUCACAAACCUGCGUAGCCUUGUCCUCCGCAGGAACAAAUUUGUCACAGUUCCUUUUGUGGUGUUUGAACUGGGUCCUCUUGUGGAACUGGACAUGAGCCACAACUGCUUGGGCCACUUCUCUGAGGACAUAGGCCUGCUGAAGGGGCUGAAAAAGCUCUGCAUCAGUCACAACAACAUCCAGUACCUGCCAUCACAGAUUGGGGCACUGCAUUGUUUAGAGGAGCUGGACAUAAGCUUCAAUGACAUAUGUGAUUUCCCCAGGUCCUUCUCACAGCUCAAGACGCUCCGUUCUCUGGAUGCUGAUCACAACAAGCUGAACCAGUUUCCCCCAGAGAUUCUUGCCCUCAGUGACAUGGAGGAGCUCGACUGCUCUGGUAAUACGUUUGCGUGUCUACCAGAGGACAUCACUAAGCUGCAGUCCAUCAAGAACCUGUGGCUCAGCAGCAUUCACAUCUCCACGUUACCAGACACAUUCUGUCACCUGCACAACCUAGAGAGCCUGAUGCUGGACAGUAACAACCUCACAGCUCUGCCUCAUUCAUUUGGCAACCUGCAGAGACUUAAAAUGGUCAAUCUAUCCUCUAAUGAGCUUGAGGAGUUUCCCCAGGUUAUCCUAAACAUCACAGGACUAGAAGAGCUUUACCUGAGUAGAAAUAAACUGUCUUUUGUUCCAGAGGAGAUAGGCCAGCUGCGUAGGCUGGCAAACCUCUGGUUAGACAAUAAUAACAUUACUUAUCUGCCCGACUCCAUUGUGGAGCUAAAUAGAUUGGAGGAGCUUGUUUUACAGGGUAACCAAAUAGCCAUUCUCCCAGAUAACUUUGGAAAACUUUCCAAGGUAAACAUUUGGAAAGUGAAGGAUAACCCCCUCAUCCAGCCUCCCUAUGAGGUCUGCAUGAAGGGGAUCCCCUACAUCGGUGCUUAUCAAAAGGAACUCGCACAUUCCCAGCUGGCUGUGAAACCCAGGUUAAAACUGGUCCUGAUGGGAAUGAAAAACGCUGGGAAAACACAGCUCAGGCAGAGUGUUGUGAGUGAGCAGCAGGAUGCCAACUCUGCUCAGGGGAACAAAGGGGUUGAUGUGACUAACUGGGUAGCGGACGCCGAUCGCAGUCUUACAUUUUUAGUGUAUGACCUGUCAGGGAAGCCAAACUAUGACCUCAUCAAACCUUUUUUUCUCUCACCUGGUGCUCUGUACAUCCUCGUUGUGAAUCUGAAAACAUACUCACCCAAGAACUUUUACCCCCACGUGGGCUACUUCCUCCAUCUCCUCAAUGCCAAAGUGCCCCACGCUGUGGUCUGCAUGGUGGGCACGCACACAGACCUGUGUGGAGACAUGGAGGUGGAGGGGAAGAACCUUGAUAUCCACAGACAGAUUUCCCUGCAGGAGAAGUGGGACACCCAUUGCCUGCGGAGCCUUGUCCACCAGGUGGACCAGGCCCUGGAGCAGGGCUACAACAUCCGCACCUCCAGCCCUCACAUCCUCUUCUACGGCGUCACAGACAAGAACCUGAGACGGAAGAAAGCCCAGCUGCAGUACAUGCUGAACCACAGGCUACAGAUCCUGUCCCCUGUCCUGUGUGUCAGCUGCACAGAGAGCCAGAUAAAUAUCCAGAGGCUGAGGGAGAAGCUCAUGUCAGUGGCUGACCAUCGCGACAUCUUCCCCAACCUCCACCGCGUGCUGCCCAAGUCCUGGCAGAUGCUGGAGGAGCUGCACUUUAAGCCCCAGGACCUGUGGCUCUCAUGGUGGGACUCGGCCCGUUUGGGCCUCCAGGCUGGGCUCACAGAGGACCGCCUGCAGAGUGCCCUGUCCUACCUACACGAGAGUGGGAAGCUACUCUACUUCGAGGACAGCCGGACACUAAAGGAGUAUGUCUUUCACAACCUGCCACGCUUCAUUGCCAUCCUCAACGUCUUCUUCCAGAGGGAUGAGUCCACGCUGCUGGAGAGACUACUGUCGGACAGUGAGAAGGGGGACAAGAGGAGGACCAGUGUAGUUAUAGAUGGAGAGAACCUCAGGGCUACCCAUCUACAGCACCAAGUGGAGGGCUUCCUCAGCCACGGCCUCCUGCCUUCUAACAUCAUCCGGCUGCUCCUGAGACCUCUCAUCCAAACCCAGCAGGACCUCCACCUCAUCAUGGAGCUGCUAGAGAAGAUGGGGGUCUGCUACUGCAUUAACAAGCCCCGCAGCAAGCCUCUGAACGGGGCCACCGUCUGGUACAAGUUCCCCAGCUAUGUCAGCAAUGAGGAGCCCCAUGCCGAGGCCUGGGUGAACGGCAGCUCAGUGGCUGCUAGUCAGUUCUUCUCUGUGGAGCAGCUGCAGAUUGAAUACAGCUUCCCCUUUCUCUUCCCUCCUGGACUGUUUGCACGCUACAGUGUGCAGAUCAACAGCCAUGUGGUGCAGCGGUCAGACGGGAGGCACCAGAUCUUUGCCUAUCGCGGUAAAGUGCCUGUGGUGGUCAGUUACCAGCCGGCUCGGGGCAGGCUGCAGGCCGAGUCACUGUCCAUAGCCAGCCAUGCCUCCCUGCCAAAUAUCUGGACUGCUUGGCAAGCGAUAAUCCCACUGGUUGAGGAGCUGAAUGUCCUUCUGCAGGAGUGGCCCGGGCUCUACUACACUGUUCAUGUACUGUGUUCCAAGUGCCUCAAGAGAGGGUCACCCAACCCACACACCUUUCCGGGUGAGCUGCUAAGCCAGCCGCGUCCCGAGGGGCUGACUGAGAUCAUCUGCCCAAAGAAUGGUUCGGAGCGGGUCAACGUGGCACUGGUUUACCCCCCUACGCCCACCGUGGUCAGCCCCUGUCUCAAAUGAGCCCUUCUGCCUAGCCUCUACUGUCCUGUCCUGUCUGACUGUACCCUCACGCUGCCUGCCUCUCUAGCCAACUCCUAAGUCUAAACACCACACCCCAGCUCUCCCUCUGAAUCUCCUCAGCCUACCCAAGCAGCAGCCUGGACACAUAGCCAUGCAAGGUCACAGAGAUAUGCACUGUCAGCUAGAUGGAGCAGAGCAGAUAACUGUUGUCCAGCUGUUACUACAUGCCUCACCAUGGUGACAAAGACGGUAUUAAAGGACUUUGGCUGAAAGCAAACCUGGGUUGUUUUUAAGACCCAUACAAGCCAUCAACAAGCAGUGUCUUUUCCAACUGUCCUACUCUCUACUGCCCUCAAACUCUACCAAACCUCUGCCUACAACCUACUCAAGACGAAACACAGGAAAUCAACCUAUCCAUGCUAUCAAUUCAACAACAAGAGAGAUGAGUGGGCAAAGACUUGGACUGGUUUCUCUCUUUACUACUUAGUGGUGUCAUGAAAUGUUGGAAACCUCUUGGCUGGACUGCAACCCGUUCUAACUUCCAGUAAUGCUGCUUAUCCUGUCCACAUGCCAAGGUUGUGAUUGAUGAACAUAGGAAAGAGAACUGACUGAACCUCCUAUGCUAUCAUGCUGUUUGUAAACCAAAUAUUGUCUUGUAUGGCCAAAUACAUGAACCACAUACUCCUGAACACACAUUACCCAUGUACAGACCUUAUUCUUUGCUUUAGCCUUUGCGAAUGGACAGCUGUAUCAUAUGAAGUAAAUGCUGGGUCUUACAUAUUAUGACAGACAUACUGAACAAAAAUAUAAAUGCAACAUGCACCAAUUUCAAAUAUUUUACUUAGUUACAGUUCAUAUAAGGAAAUCAGUCAAUUGAAAUAAAUAAAUUGGGCUCUAAUCUAUGGAUUUCAAAUGACUGGGAAUACAAACAUGCAUCACAGAACUUUAAAAAAUAAUAAGGCCAUGGAUCUUCAAACCAGUCAGUAUCUGGUGGAUAUUCCUGCAGUCAGCAUGCAAAUUGCAUUCUCCCUCAAUUUGAGACAUCUGUGACAUUGUGUUUUGUGACAAAACUGUACAUUUCAGAGUGGCCUUUUAUUGUCCCCAGCACAAGAUGCACCUGUGUAAUGAUCAUGCUGUUUAAUCAGCUUAUUGAUAUGCCACUCCUGUCAGGUGGAUGGAUUAUCUUGACAAAGGAGAAAUGCUCACUAACAGGGAUGUAAACAAAUUUGUGCACAAAAUGUGAGAGAAAUAAGCUUUUUGUGUGGAUGGAAAAUGUGUUUUAUAUUUUUGUUGAGUGUAUUAUGUAAGAUCAGGGGACUGCCUUUAUGCCAAGGAAAUUCCAGUUCUGCUGGAUUUGAAAAGAUAUUUCAUUUUAACAUAUCCUGACCAAACCAUGGUGUGAUGUAUAUGUGAUAUGCCAUUUCAACUUCAGUAAGAAAGGUACUCAGUUUCUCAUUAGACUUGUUAAAAAAUGAUCAUUGUAUGUAAAUAAAAUAUAAUAAUGUUCUCUAAAGGAAACAGAAAAAGAA